Messenger RNA from Rhododendron vialii, 2362 nucleotides. RefSeq names its product protein ROOT PRIMORDIUM DEFECTIVE 1. The record is from RefSeq and is a predicted model, not a curated record. NCBI's taxonomy places the organism in Eukaryota, Viridiplantae, Streptophyta, Magnoliopsida, Ericales, Ericaceae. Gene Ontology annotation, molecular function: RNA binding. The transcript is spliced from 3 exons. Bases 103 to 1314 code for a protein of 403 amino acids.
CCUGAAAAAAGAAAAAAAAAAAAAACUGAGUGAAAUUUUAUAGCUAAAGACUGGACACUGUAUCAGUCCGGACUUGGUUUCCCUACCUCACUCUGUUCAUCAAUGGCAACCCGCAUCCUCAAGAACCUCAAAUUCACCACCACCACCGCCACUUCUCCUCCAUUCACCACCGCACUCCGCUCCAAAACCACCUCGUCCCAAUAUGUCUCCUCCAGGGCCAGAGACCCCACCUUUGAAAAACACAUGACCCACUACAAAAACCUCCUCAAAGUCAUCUCCAUCCAAGACCUAAUCCUCUCAAACAACAAAAACCCACCUUCCAUCUCCCUCGAUUUCCUCACCCGCCUCUCCCAAACCCUCCACCUCAACCGCGGCGCCGCCGCCUUCCUCCACAAGUAUCCCCACAUCUUCCACGUCUUCUACGACCCAUCGGAAGCCAAACCCUACUGCAGGUUAACCGAAACCGCCCUCGAAAUCGCCCGGCUCGAGUCGGCCACCAUUGCUGCCUCCGAACCGGUCACAAUUGACCGGCUGGUCCGGCUCCUGUCCAUGACCGUGUCAAAAUCGCUGCCGCUACGGGCGAUUUUCAAGGUGUGGAGGGAGGUGGGGCUGCCUGACGACUUCGAGGACUCGGUAAUAUCGAAGAACCCUGAUUUAUUUGAGUUAUUAGAUGCCCAUGAGCCUAAUACUCACAUACUGAAGCUGAGAGAUAAUGUUAAUAGGGAUGCAUUUUCGGCCGCGGUUGAAAAUUGGAGGGUUAUAGAGUGUUGUAGAGAGGAUGAUGGGGUUGAUAGAACUGAAAUUAGGUUUAGUUUUAAGCACGGGUAUCCACCGGGAAUGAGGCUAAGUAAGAAUUUUAGGGCUAAAGUGAAGGAAUGGCAGAGGUUGCCAUACGUUGGGCCGUACGAGGAGAUGGGAGAGAAGAAGAGGUCUAAGAGAGGUAUGAUGGAAAUGGAGAAACGGGCGGUUGGGAUCGUUCACGAAUUCUUGAGUUUGACAGUUGAGAAGACGGUGGAGGUGGAGAAGAUUAGCCAUUUUAGGAAGUGCUUUGGGAUUGAUUUGAAUAUAAGGGAUUUGUUCUUGGAUCACCCUGGGAUGUUUUACUUGUCAACCAAGGGGAAGAGGCAUACUGUGUUUCUGAGAGAAGCUUACGAGAGGGGGUGCUUGAUUGAGCCGAAUCCUGUGUACAAUGUGAGGAGAAAGCUUCUGAAUCUAGUUCUAAUGGGGCGUCGGGGGUUUAUCAGUGGUGAUUCGAAGUUGAGGGAUGGAGGUAGAAGUCAGGUGGAAGGAUGGAAAAAGGAGGAAAAUGAUUGAAGUAAAAUGUAUUUCUAUAUAGAAGAAUGCUUACUCAUUUAGGGAUGAAGUUCCUCAAUAGAGGCCAUCAUCUAACUUCAUGGAGAUCUUGGACAGCAAAAUCAAUGGAAAAAAAAAAAAUGGGGUGUUGGCAGGAGAAAGAAUGUAUGUGUAUUAUGUCUACUUGGUUUGUGGUGGCGCAUUUGGCUGUUGAGACUGAUGUCAUAUUGUCUACUCCACAAAGAGGAAACCCCAAAGGGAGAUGAAUAAAUUGGUUGAACAAUGGGACCCUUUGGGUUUUUUUUUGUAGUUUUCAUUGAGUGACCCAGGCAUUUGAAUACCAGUGACAUGGCUUUAGUCUGUCCCUCCCAGGUUGGUGUUUCGUUGUAUGUUGAUCCAACUCUACUGCCACCCUGCCGAAACUGCUCCCUACGUGCCCACUGAGUUCUCAUUGAAUAGGUGCUUGUUUUUUAUGAAGAGUUACAUUCGCUCAGCGUAGUUAUGGGCAGGCAGCAAAGAGAUAAGCAGACACCUUACUGUGAAGCUUUGUUGCUCUCAGGUGAAUCCUAUAUCAUCCUCGAGGUGGAAACUUCAGCAAAGAAAUCGUCUAUGUUACAUGUCACUUGUUGCUUGGCAAUCUAUGCUGAAGCGUACCACAAAUCUAACCAGAAUUAAGAAAUGGGCUACCUUUUCUUGAUCACUUUACGUAGUCUUCUUUAACAUUCAGAUCAUCUGCUCGGAAGAUGCUGAAUGCAUUAGGUGUUUGUCAUUUCAACUUGUUGGCCUAUUUGUGUGUACUUGUCAAGUGGUGGUUGCAAAGCAUUAAGUUCAAUGCUUGAUAUUCUCGUCGUUGUCGCAACAUAUUGGUUUCAUUUUCGUAGCUCCUGUAUGAGAGAAGGUGUGAUGGUAAUGUUUUACUUGACACAGGAGGUCACCCCUUUUGUGGAUAUUUAUGCCAUUUGGGGCAACGAUUGUUUGCUGCCUUUUUUAUGUGGUUGUAAACUCCCCGGUGCUUCUUAUUUGCUGGCAAUGCCGGUUACAUCAAAUUUAACCUCGUACAUUUGUUCAA